AGCUGACUUCAGCUUCAUAGCUGAAAUGGCAGGCAGUGACAACUUGUCACCUAACGUAAAUCUAGCAUGAUGUAAACCCAGCAUAAUGUAAAGCUGGCAUGAAGCCCUGUAAUACGGUCUGUGGAUAUUUAUGUUUUGGUUAUGUCGUCAAUUCAGAACGUAUAGAGUAUAAAGUUGGUCAGCACAACAUAUGAGCCACAUAAGACAGGUGAAAAUUUCAGUUUAAGAACAGGACGGCAAGGUUCGCCAUGAGGUCUCUUUUUUUCCAAGGAAAUGUAAAGGGAUGAGGAGGAAGUUCUGAGCCUGGCAGCGCAGGCAGACCAGCGAGAACAGCUUCAAACCGGUUUCAGCACCGGCCGGCCAACAAAAGCUGGCUGAGAGCUGAGAGAGAAAGGGAGACAGUGAAGAGAGGUAGGAGACAGUGCACAGAGCUGUGAUGAAGAACCCUGUAACGCUGUCUGUUUUUUACUGUCAUUGUUAUAAACCGUCAUGAUACUAACAUCACAUUACAUGGUGGUCCAGAGAGCCAGUUCACCAUCGCACUGCGCUCAUUAAAACUGCAUUAUUCCUGCCGGGUUGGCUGCACAGACUGGUAUUUUGGAUUCCUAGAAGAACCCAGCAUCUAAACAUGAGUCCUCAGAACUCAAAGAAAGCCCUGGAUGGGGGCUGGGGUUGGGCCAUUGUCGUGGCCUCCUUCAUGGCCCAGCUUCUGGCCUAUGGCUCCCCCCAGUCUGUAGGGGUGCUCUACCCAGAGUGGCUGAGUGCCUUCCAGGAGAGUAAGGGAAUGACUGCGUGGGUGGGCUCCCUGGUGUCUGGGGUCGGACUCAUUGCCAGUCCCAUCUGCAGUGCCUGUGUAGUGAACUUUGGGGCCAGGCCCGUGACCAUCUUCAGUGGUGUUAUGAUCUCCGGAGGCCUCAUGCUCAGUGCCUUCGCCCCCAGUGUCCACUUCCUCAUGUUCUCCUAUGGCAUAGUUGUUGGACUAGGCUGUGGGCUUCUGUAUGCUGCUACUGUAACCAUCACAUGCCAGUACUUUGACAAGAGACGUGGCCUCGCGCUUGGCAUCGUUACUACAGGUACAAGUGUUGGAGGAUUCCUUUAUGCCACUGCACAAAAUGAAUUCAUUGAGCUCUUUGGUCUUGAGGGAUGUCUGCUGCUCAUCGGCUCCUUCGCACUGAACAUCAUCGCCUGUGGUGGAUUGAUGAGGCCGUUGCACUUACCAGCUUACUACCUCAAACAGAGAGCUGCCCUGGUGGAAAAAGUUGAAGAGAAGCUUAAAGAAAGGCCCCUAGCCAGGGAGAGCUCCAUCAAAAAGAACCUACCCGUCACUGACCUGCUGAUCAUGAUAGACUCUAAAGACCCUCUGGCUUAUGAGAAGAGGCUACUGAGCUGCUCUGCUUUGGUGAAGCUGCUCAAGAAGAAGCAGAAGGCAUACUCAGAGUAUUUCCGCUCCAUGGCAGAGAGGCUGCAGGACCGUGUCUUUGUGGCCAUGUGCGUGGCUCUGUUCCUCUACAGUCUGGGGGCAUUUCCCCCGCUUCUCUUCUUGGAAGACGUGGCCCAGAGUGAGGGACUGAUCGAGGGCAUAAGUGUCAUCCCCCUGGUCUCCAUCAUCGCCAUGGCAGCCGGAGUAGGGAAGCUGCUGCUAGGCGUGGUGACGGACAUCCGCUGGAUGAACAGCGUGUUCCUUUAUGCCUUCACCCUGGUGGGCAGCGGUGCGGCUCUGCUGGUGAUCCCGGUCACCAAGAGCUAUGUUGGACUCCAGGUCAUCUCAGCGGUGCUGGGAUUCUUCUCAGGAAACUGGUCCAUCACACCCUACAUGACCACUAAGGUGGUGGGCAUAGACCACCUAACCGAGGCCUAUGGGAUCCUGAUGUUCUUCGGUGGAUUUGGAAUUAUGCUGGGACCUCCAGUUGUAGGCUGGUUCUAUGACUGGAUGCAGUCCUAUGACCUGGCUUUCUACUUCAGCGGGAGCUGUGUGCUGCUGGGUGGAGUGCUGCUGCAGCUCUGUGGCCUGUCCUGCUGGAACAACAGCCAAGAUGAAGACGCUAAAGCUGACGAAGAGUGCACUCACGACUGUGAAAAAGUGGCUGCUGUAGCCUGAAGUACGAAUGCACAACCUUUUCUUUGCUGUGUUCUGCCUCCCAAAGACCUUGAAUGAACAGGAGGCUGAUUUUGGUUCAUUUAUUUUUACUAUGAGGUGUUUUGCCUUAUUGUUGAUGUAUUUGUUCCUGUGAUUUAGUUCAGAUUGUCUUUUUGAAGAUACUAUGUUAAACUGAUGGACGUCAGCUUGUCCUCAGUAGUUUUUCAUAGCCUUGUUUUAUGAGGCUCCAGCAUACGAAGGCAAGAUUUUAGAAAUGGUUUGUUCAAUCUAUUAAUGCUGUUCGUUAUGCUUGAAAUGCAUGUCCAGGCCACUACUUUUAUAUGCUGGUAAUUGGGAUCACAAUGUCAUGCCAAACUGAGAAAUAUUUUAUUUACAAGACAAAUAAGAUCCCAAUAUCUGAGGUGGUUGUAUUGAUUUUUUUACACAUAUGCAACACUACACCAACAGUUUAAACAGUGUAGAGAUGACUUUGGAGUGUUUUGUUCGGUUAAGAAUGGCGUCUUGACGUUUCAUCUUGUGUUUUCUACCAAAGUUGUUUUUUGUUUUUAAGGACUGAGUUGACAAUCUCAUAAUGACAUACCGUAAAACAAGAUGUCUUUGUUCAUGCUGCUUCAUCUGUGGAAGUCCUAUAUUUUUCAUAUAGUUUUGGCCUUUUUAGAUCAGGUGACAAAUCUGAUGAUUCAGAAUGGUUUUGUGUGUUGGAUGAAGUUAUUAGCUGAGCUUGAUCUUUAAACAAAUUGGUAUAAAGCAAUAUGUACAUGUAAAUGCGGUAACCAUUUUUUUGUCACUUGUUUGUUUCUAUUUGUAUACUCUUUGACCUAACUCUUGUAGAAUUGUUUUUUACUUGCACUGAUGUAGACUGCACAGUGUUUGUAUGAUUUGUUUGUCUUUUAGCUGACUUUAAGAAAAUUUUUUACUUGAAACACGUCUCUACGAUGUUAGUAUUGUAGAUAUUUUCUUUGGUUAUGGUGCCGGCAGGUGUGAUGAACCCUUACACUAUCUUAAACCACAUGAAGCCACCUGUGUUAUUUAUGUAUUUAUGUUUCUAAUGUCACUGUCAAUUUGUAAGGUGUUUUUUUUUAGAUAAAAAUAAAAAAUGACAUAGAAGAUCAA
Messenger RNA from Colossoma macropomum (tambaqui), 3211 nucleotides. It is a transcript of the gene slc16a9b, whose product is annotated as solute carrier family 16 member 9b. Lineage: Eukaryota; Metazoa; Chordata; Actinopteri; Characiformes; Serrasalmidae. The record is from RefSeq and is a predicted model, not a curated record. Gene Ontology annotation, molecular function: monocarboxylic acid transmembrane transporter activity. Gene Ontology annotation, biological process: monocarboxylic acid transport; transmembrane transport. The coding region runs from base 629 to 2098 and encodes 489 amino acids. The transcript has 6 exons.